CAACCAGCGAUUACGAUGCCAGCCCUGCUUUUGCCGUCGCUCCAGACUGCACCCAAGACCUUUGCGCUCCCGACCUUGGCCUACGUCCCGGCGCCCGCCGUCGUCACACCAAACACUGCCACCGUCCUCGGCUGGGACGACUUCCUGUGUCCGUCCACAUGGCUGCACCAGACGCACGCGAUCCAUCCCAACCAGCUCACGCACCCGGCGCUUCAGCUCCACCUCGCGAAUCUCGAUGUAGCGAUCGUGUCGCUGCUCACGCAGGCGGAGACACUUGGCCCCGUCUUUGUCGUUGCCAAGGACGUCCAUGCGACGCACGCGCUGUGCGUGGCGUUCUUCCCGCAGACGCUCGCGCUGCUCUCGUCGUCGUCCGUGUGCGUCGUGUCGGCAUCGACCACAAUCCUCGACGACAUCUGUGCGGCCGUGCUCCACGUCUCAACGAGCGUGUUUGCACCGGCCAAGUCGCUCAUCGUCGCUGGCCAUGCAUCCUGGCGCCAAACUUGCGCAAGCCUGUGCGCGCCGGUUCUGAGAAAAGUGAUUGCGAGCGGCCAUACAACGCCGUCGGUCGACGAAGCCCACGAGAGCGUCCAGCGACUGAGUCGCGGCCUCUUGCAGGUCGUGGCCGCACACACGACCGCACUCGACAUGACGCUGUAGACGCGCCUUGGCUUGCUUUGUAUACUAUGCAUAGAUUUGUGAAUAAUUUAUACGACUAGUCGAUUUGAA
Saprolegnia diclina VS20 is the source of this 726-nucleotide messenger RNA. RefSeq lists its product as hypothetical. NCBI's taxonomy places the organism in Eukaryota, Oomycota, Saprolegniomycetes, Saprolegniales, Saprolegniaceae. The record is from RefSeq and is a predicted model, not a curated record. The transcript has a single exon. The coding region runs from base 16 to 657 and encodes 213 amino acids.